Messenger RNA from Caenorhabditis angaria, 3604 nucleotides. The record is from the annotation of a GenBank genome assembly. NCBI's taxonomy places the organism in Eukaryota, Metazoa, Nematoda, Chromadorea, Rhabditida, Rhabditidae.
AUGAAUGAUCAAGAAACAUCGGACACCAAUAAAAAUGAUCUCAUUUUCGCUCAACCAACAUUUAAUAUAAAAGUCAGUUUUUUUUUCUUUUCACUUUGUUGGUUUUUCAGAUUUCACUUUUUUUUUCUUCCAAGAAGAACAAACAAGCUGUUGUUUUCUCACCGUUAAUUUUUGGCAAAUAUGUACAUUCAAAACAUUAUUUUUGGGUGAAUCGUAGAACAGGCUCACAUUGAAAUCCUAUCAAAUUUCUUUCCAAAUACAUAUUUUUUGCAGAGCGACACUGAUCUCAUCACAACCGUCGCACAUCUGAAAAACUCCCCAGUUGAAAAUCACCCACUCAUCUAUUCGGAUCCAGAAUUAACAACUCAAACUAUGAACAACCCAUCUGCAGAUGAAGAUCCCGAAGUUGACAAUGAGCAAGCUCCGAUGAUUGAUCCUGGAGUUGUGAGUGUUGCACCAAGUGAAAAAUCUGUACAGGGAGGUGAAACUCCAUCAAUGGCUAAAAUUCCGAAGUGGGUUAUUUUUUGAUAUUUUUUUAUCCGCAGAACUUUCUCUCACAUGAAAAGUGAUUUAUUGUUCGAUAGACUCAGACUUGUUUUUGUUUCUUCUUUUUCUUUUUCAAUUUUCAUUGUCAACCAUAUGGUUUUGCCUCAAAAAUAUAAACAAUAUAUUGACUCAUAUUAAAGCUCUCUUUGUAAAAAAAAACCUCUGUGACAAAAAAUAAAUAUUGUAUGUUGUUUUAAUGGUUUCUGCACAUUAGACCGAAUCAGUUAUUUUGGAACAAAAAAAACUCUCUCAAGGGAAGCAGAUUCGGGACUAGAAGAGAGACGGGAUUUUAUCAUAGAAAAUUCAAAACUUCAAAGAAUUUUAUUUUCAAAGACAAUUUUUUAUAUGAAUAAAUUUUUAUGUGAAAACUUUUCAAUGUUCCUUUGAAAAAGUUUCCUUUGAAAAUCGGUAUUGAAAGAAAAGAGAAAAACGUUUUGAAUGUUAUGUAAUCGACGCUGUUGAAAACCCAUGUGAAAUCUAAAACAUCGACUAAGUAGAAAACUUCCUGGAGAAUCUUGUUUCGAAGUCAAAAAUAGAUGUACUUUAACGUUCAUUAUAAAACUGACUCUUUCUACUUUCCACAUUCUGAAAACAAGAAAAAUUUUUCGAAUUUGUUUUCAUCUUGUUAAAGCUGAAAAAUGUUUAAAGCCAUGUUUUGUAUUACACCUCAUGUCAACAUGUUCUGUUUCCCAAUCCCCCCAAUCAUUUUAUAUCAAAUGUCUUACAGUGGUUCGCAUCUCAGAAGUGAGCUCGAAAUUCGUGAGCAACAUUAUCAACAACAACAGCAAUAUGCAUCAACAAAAACGCCAAAAAGCUCGAAGACUAACUGAUAUUGAUUUCGAAGGAAUUCUCAAACUUAUCGGAGGAUGUUCUUAUUGGCAAAUUAUUGUUUAUUUGAUGAUUUCAGUUCAACAAGUUCCUCAUGCAAUGUUCAAUUUAUCAGUUGUUUAUAUGAUGUAUCAACCAGAUCAUUGGUGCAAAGUAUGUUUGUUUACUCAAAAGAUUUUCAGAAAUUUUAAUCUUGAAGUGACUGUUGUUUUCACUGCUUAUCGUAAUUUUGUACAAAAUCAUACACAUUUUCAGAUCCCAUUUUUCAACGCGGAAGCCUUUUCUGCUGAGACUGGAUACACAAACUAUACUUGGGAUCAAGUUCUUGGCUCAUCAAUUGCAUUUCCUUGGAUAAAUGAUACAAGAAGAGACACAACUUACCAUGACAGAUGUAAUUUUUACAAAAGGGAUUAUGUGCAUAUCAAAUUAUCACCAUGGGAACAAGUCAAAAACUUAGCACCUGCAGAAAUUGUACGGUGUAAAGAAUGGGAAUAUGACAAAUCAAUAAUGCAAAAAACAGUUGUAACUGAAUGGAAUCGAGUUUGUGAUAACAAUUGGAGUCGAGCUCAUGUUCAUUUAAGUUAUUCUCUUGGUUAUUUGCUCGGUUGUCUUGUUGGUGGAUUUGUUAGUGAUCGAUACGGUCGGAAAACUGCAAUCUAUGGUUUUGGAUGUCUCACAUUGAUUUUCGGAUUUCUCUUAACUUUUUCAAAGGAAUUUGAAAUUUUCCUGGUGGUCAGAUUUUUGUUAGCUGCAUCAAAUGAAGCUUCCGAUCUUGCUGCAUAUGUCUUAUGUAUGGAGAUCACCGGUGUCAAAUAUCGAAGUAUGGUUGGCUCAUUGUUGCAAGCACCCUGGGCUUGUGGAUAUGCAUUUUUAGCGUUGAUUGCCUAUAUAACAAAAUCCUGGACCGCAAUACAUGUGAGUUUUUUUUUGAAAAGAGAGACUGCAUGAAUUGGUAUAUGAAUUUCAGAUGAUCACAGUAAUUCUCCAUUUGAUUUCCAUGAUUUUGAUUCACUUUCUUCCCGAAUCUCCAAGAUGGCUUAUUAUGAAUGAUCGAGUGAAAGAAGCUGAAAAAAUUAUUCGAAAAGCUUGUCACUAUAACAAAAGUCGUUUGCCAAGUGAUCUUGGAUUGGUUAGUGAUAAUUUUGAAAAUUCAGAAGUUAAAAGAGAAAAGUGUUUUCAGAUUCGACACGCUGAAAAACGCAAAUGGAUGAAGCGAAACGAACGGCCAUCAUAUUUCCAUAUUUUCAGAUCAUCAGAACUGUUUUUCAGAAACAUGGUGUUAUUUAUAGUUUGGGUAAGUAGAAUGUCAUACAUGACCUUUAAAAAAAUCUCUUAUUUUCUCAGAUUGCGACAGCUUUAGUAUAUUAUGGAAUUGUCAUUGCUUUAUCAGAUCAAUCGUCUCCAGGAAGACAAGUUUUUGACGGAAACUUUUUCCUGAACAACGCAAUUGCUGGUGCAAUUGAGCUCCCAACUUUGUUAUGUUGCGUAUUUUUAUUGAAAAUGGGAAGAAAGAAAUCGCAAAUGUUUGCACUUUUUGGAGCAAGUUUUUCACUUCUAGCAGCAGUUAUAACAAUUCACAAUAAAUCGAACACGGUGAGAACAAUCUCUGAUUUAGAAAAAAAAAAUCAAAAGUGUUAUUUCAGCUUUCUCUCCUUUUCAUGUUAUUGAGUAAAGCUUGUAUUCAAGGAUCAUUCAAUAUUUUGUACAUUUUCACUUCUGAACUCAACCCAACUGUCGUGAGAAACACUGCUGUUGGAAUAUCAUCAAUGAUUGCAAGAAUGGGAGCUGGAGCAUCUGGAUAUAUUGCCAUUUUGUCAGAUGUUACACUGCCGUUGGUUCCAAAUAUUAUUUUUGCAAUAUUUUCAUUGGUCGCUGGAAUGUUGGUUUUGUUAUUGCCAGAAACACAAGGAUUGCCGUUGCCGGAGACUAUUUUGGUAAGGGGAUUUGGGAGGGAAUGAAAUUGAUUUCGCAAUAUUUUUUUGUAAUUUGCCAAAGAAAAUUCUAUCAUUUUUUCACAAAAAAUUUUUUGAAACUUCUAUCGAAUAAUUUUUUCUAGGAUUCUGUUCAAAUGAUUCAACGAAACAAAAAACCAUGCGGCGAUAUUUCUGGAACAUUCAUUGGCCCAAAAGACGAGGAUACAACUCCAUAUAGUCCAUCAAAAAAGCUUCCAAUCAUCACCGAUGAAGAAGAUAUUUCCGAGAAAAGUGACCCAUCAUCAUCUUCCAAUUAA